Molecule: messenger RNA, 1383 nt
Organism: Symbiodinium natans
Lineage: Eukaryota; Dinophyceae; Suessiales; Symbiodiniaceae
Source: the annotation of a GenBank genome assembly
AUGGAAACGAUGGAGAUGCAACAACAGCUUGCAGGUUCGGAACCUGAUCCCGAGGACUAUCGCAAAAACAUUCGCUGCAUCUUUGCGUCGCUGUUCUCGGGGGUUGCCCUGUCGGCUGUAACAUUGGGUCCGCUAUUUGAUGCCUACUUACUGAACAUCGGUGGAGUGAAUGGCAACAAGUUGGUGGGCGCCGUGGAGUCCACGCGAGGAAUUCUGCAGCUAGUGCUUGCAUAUCCUAUCGGAGCCAUGUCUGACAAGAUGUCGCGAAUUCGGCUGAUGAAGUGGGAUUUGCCAUUUUGGACUCUCGGACUUGGAUUGUUGGUCAUCGGGGUGGUGCUUGACAACCUGCCCCUUCUGUUCAUUGGCAUCGCGAUUUGGGCACCGUGCUCCCAGUGCUGGAAUAGUACUGCUCAAGUUGUGGUGGCCGAUUCAGCACCAGCUGGCGAGCGCACCAAGGUGAUCUCGCGAAUGACUUCCCUUCGCCUGGUAGCGCUUGCUUCAGGACCGCUGCUGCAAGCCCUGAUGCUUUUAGCAUCGCGGCAGAACCAUUGGGGCAGCUCAUUGCUUCGUUCCGUAAUUCUCUCUGGAUGUGUGCUGUGGCCGGGUGUUCUGCUAUGGACUUUGAGAUUGCAAGAUGUCCCGCCACUGGAGAAAACAACAGGCAACAGCCGGCAGACCGAACAAUCUGUUUUUGAUGCCGCCUGUUUGGAUCGUCGACAUCUCGGCAUUCCCGUUAGGUGGUGGCUUGCAGGGACGCUUGAAUUCACGUCGUUUGUCACAGCCAUGGGCGCUGGAAUGACAGUCAAGUUCUUCCCACUCUUCUUCCGGGUCGAUUACCACUUCACACCCUUGGAGAUAUGCAUCUUGAGCUGCGUAUACCCACUCUGCAUCUCGGCCAUGGUGGAGAUCUGCAGGAGAGUGUCCAAACGACUUGGUCGUCUCAUGGCGGUGAUGCUUUUCCACUUUCUUGGCACAGCAUGCCUUUGGGCGAUGUGCUACAUUCGACCGCUUGUCUUUGUCCUUCCGCUGUACCUGUUAAGGGGCGCGCUGAUGAAUGCAAGAGGUCCGAUUGUUCGUUCGAUAGUCAUGGACUUGGUGACCUCUGAUCUUCGUGGAAGAUGGAACUCCAUCCAGUCCCUGUCUGGGUUCACAUGGUCUGGCAGUGCUGCUUUAGGGGGCUACUUGGCCGACUCUGCCGGUGAUUAUCGAUUCACCUUCGUCGUCACGGCUUUGAUCUACACAGUCUCGUUCUUCAUUGGCUUGCCUCUUUAUUUCAUCUAUCCAUCCGAGAAGGUUCCCGCUGCAAGCCCGCAAGCGAGGGACGUGUUGCCUCCUGCAGGCCCUGGAACCACUGGAGCUGCUGCAGGCUCGCGUGCUGGAUGA